AUGCGAUGCGUCCCCACAUCAGUCAGUACAUGUUCUAUGGAAUAUGAGGUAUAUCGGCAUAAAGAUGCCACAGAUGACGAGUUUGAGCAUAUUGACUCUUUUUUCAAACGAGUCCUCGCAGAAGACAAGUACCUGUGCGAUGCGGUCCAGAAAAACCUGGGAGCGGGGGUCUUUGUCAAUGGAGAGUUACACCCAGAUUUGGAGAGCGCACCAAUCUUCUUCCAAAAUACGGUGAGACAGCUUGUGACGGAGCAUCGCAGGAAAGAGGAGGAGAACGGAGAAGAGUUGUGGCCGGCUCGUCGUGCCAUAUCCCAUUCGGGGGUCACCAAGGGCGACGAUGCUUUCUGUGAUGGACUGGUGUGCAAGACUUCACAAGGGGCUAACAUAGAGUGGUGA
Messenger RNA from Pestalotiopsis fici W106-1, 396 nucleotides. RefSeq lists its product as uncharacterized. NCBI's taxonomy places the organism in Eukaryota, Fungi, Ascomycota, Sordariomycetes, Amphisphaeriales, Sporocadaceae. Bases 1 to 396 code for a protein of 131 amino acids. The record is from RefSeq and is a predicted model, not a curated record. Gene Ontology annotation, molecular function: iron ion binding; 2 iron, 2 sulfur cluster binding. The transcript has a single exon.